UGAAAAUAAACUUCAGUUUGAGAGAAAGCUUAAAUGGGUGAGGGUGUUACUAUGAGUUGGGAGUUAAAGAUUGGUGAUUUAGUUUGGGCGAAAAUGAAAGGAUUUUCACCUUGGCCUGCUCGGAUCGUGAAACCUGGCCCCAAUGCUCGCAAUGUUAAGAAGCCUUCUAAAAAAGGUGCUCAUUUCUGGGUUUAUUUCUUUGGAACAUAUAACUAUGGUUGGAUAGAGGAGAAUAACAUUAAACCAUAUGAUGACUAUAAGGAAGAAUUUUUAAAGACAUACAAUACAAUACUUUUCAAAAAAGCUGUUGGAGAAAUUGAGGAUUUUAUAGCAAAAUUAGAGAAGGAUCCAAACUAUGAGCUUGUUCUUCCCUCGGAAAAAGGUAACAGCAGUGAUAAAGAUGAGAGCGAUGAAAAAUUCAACAAACUCAUAUCAUCUACACCAAAGAAACCAAAAAAGACACCACUCAAAAGGGUAAAUUCAGAGUCUAGCGCUGGAAGUAGAAACUCGUUCUCUAAGAGGCCUAGGGCAUCGUCUCCAAGGAGCGAAGAGAAUGGCAUCGGAGGAGUGGGAAGCGAAAUCCUUAAUAUUCCAUCAGUGCUUGAUGCACCUGAAUCUCCUACUGUGGACCUGAACAACCUGUCCGAGCUGUUGAAGACAAAAAACAUCUCGGCUUCAAAAUUGACAUUUGGUUUCAUUGGUGUAGGGAAUAUUGGUACAGGAAUUGUGAAGAAUCUUAUCAACUCUGGCCAUACUGUAAACCUGUAUAGUAGAACGCUGAAAAGGUGCGAAGAGAUCAAAGAACAGGCCGACAUCAUUAAAGCCGGUCUUGUAAAUAUUUACAUUACUCCCUACGACAUAAUGCAGAAGUCGGACAUCAUUUUCAGUUGUGUCACGGACCCCCGCUCUGCCAAAGAAAAUGUAAUUGGAAAUUGUGGAGUGGCAGGCAGAGAAGGAGAUAUCCUGGAUGGCAAGGGGUACGUCGAAAUGACAGGCAUAGAUCCCCAGACAUCCAAAGACAUAUGCGAGAUCAUAAAGAGCAAAGGGGGACGUUACCUAGAGGCUCAAAUUCAGGGCAGCAAAAUCGAAGCAGAUGAAGGCAGUCUCGUUAUUUUGACAGCAGGAGACAAAUCUCUAUUCAUCGACUGCCAAUCGUGCUUCAAGGCAAUGGGGAAAACAGCGUUUUUCCUAGGAGACACAGGCUAUGCCACCAAAACAAACCUGAUAUUGCAAUUAAUGAAAGGCAUAGCUUUAGUUGGUCUGGCGGAAGGCCUAGCUUUGGCAGACCGCUGUGGUAUCUCUUCGAAAGACGUUUUGAACAUAUUCAAGUUGACCAAUUUGAACUGCGACUACCUGACAAACAAAGCCGAUCUUAUUGUAAAGAAAGAUUUUAAGCACGUAGAGCAAGCUAUAGAACAUAUGCAGAAAGACAUGAAGCUGACGCUUGAUCUCUCCGAUCAGCUUAAACAGCCACUGUUGAUGACUUCGACAGCCAAUGAAGUGUACAAACAUGCAAGACGGUUAGGUUACGAUGGGCACGAUGCCUCUUGUAUAUAUAUGAGGACGAGACAUUAGGUUGAUUGUUGGCAAUAUGUGCACGAUAUCAUUCUGUGCAAUCUGUACGUUUUAAUAAAAUCAACUUUUGUUUUUAAAACCAUUAAAUCGUUUUAAGAUUCAAUUAAGUUUUGACAAAUGUGCACUUUUUUUGUUUUACUAAAUAUAACAAUUAAUGUUUUAUAUUUAAUUGAUAGUUUCAUUUUAUUCUAGCAAUUUUAAAAAAAAGUUUAUAUAAUAAAGAAAGUAUUCUGUGCCUACACAAAUAAAUGUAUAGGUAAUGUAUUUCUAUUAAAUCAGUUGAAAAGUA
This is a messenger RNA of Anoplophora glabripennis (Asian longhorned beetle), 1864 nucleotides long. RefSeq names its product putative oxidoreductase GLYR1 homolog. The coding region runs from base 34 to 1575 and encodes 513 amino acids. NCBI's taxonomy places the organism in Eukaryota, Metazoa, Arthropoda, Insecta, Coleoptera, Cerambycidae. Gene Ontology annotation, molecular function: NADP binding; NAD binding; oxidoreductase activity, acting on the CH-OH group of donors, NAD or NADP as acceptor. The record is from RefSeq and is a predicted model, not a curated record. The transcript is spliced from 9 exons.